Zea mays is the source of this 2256-nucleotide messenger RNA. Its product is annotated as Coronatine-insensitive protein 1. The record is from RefSeq and is marked provisional. The transcript has 3 exons. Lineage: Eukaryota; Viridiplantae; Streptophyta; Magnoliopsida; Poales; Poaceae. The coding region runs from base 130 to 1905 and encodes 591 amino acids.
CUUUCCCCUUCCUCCUCCCGUCCACCACACCCCGGCUCCACCCCGUGCAAAUCCGCUGGCCGCAGCAAGAGAGGUCGAGGAGGGAAACAGAUCGGGUGGCGGCAACCGGUAGCCGGUUCCGCUGGCACGAUGGGCGGCGAGGCCGAGGGCGGGGAGCGGCGGCUGGGGCGGGUCCUGAGCUUUGGGAUCCCGGACACGGCGCUGGGGCUAGUGAUGGGGUACGUGGAGGACCCUUGGGACCGCGACGCCAUCUCGCUGGUGUGCCGCCACUGGUGCCGCGUCGACGCGCUCAGCCGCAAGCACGUCACGGUGGCCAUGGCCUACUCCACAACACCCGAGCGCCUGUUCGGCCGCUUCCCGUGCCUCGAGUCACUCAAGCUCAAAGCAAAGCCCCGCGCGGCCAUGUUCAACCUCAUCUCCGACGACUGGGGCGGGUCUGCGUCGCCGUGGAUUCGACAGCUCUCGGCCACUUUCCACUCCCUCAAGAAGCUCCACCUGCGCAGGAUGAUAGUAUCCAAUGACGACAUCAACACGCUCGUCCGCGCCAAAGCCCAUAUGCUCGUGUCGCUGAAGCUCGACCGCUGCUCAGGCUUCUCCACGCCCUCCAUCGCACUCAUCGCCCGCUCUUGCAGGAAACUGGAAACACUUUUCCUGGAAGAAAGCAUGAUUGAUGAGAAAGAAAAUGAUGAAUGGAUCCGUGAGCUUGCUACGAGCAAUUCUGUUCUUGAGACACUGAAUUUCUUUCAGACAGAUCUCAGGGCAUCCCCAGAGUAUCUUACCCUUCUUGUGCGCAACUGUCAAAGGCUGAAAACCUUGAAGAUUAGCGAGUGUUUCAUGCCUGAUCUGGUUAGUUUGUUCCGAACUGCACAAACACUACAAGAAUUCGCUGGUGGUUCCUUUGAAGAUCAGGGUCAACCUGUGGCAGGUAGAAAUUAUGAGAACUACUAUUUUCCUCCUUUACUGCACCGCUUGAGUUUGCUCUACAUGGGAACAAAUGAGAUGCAGAUACUGUUUCCAUAUGCUGCUGCACUUAAGAAGUUAGACCUUCAGUUUACAUUCCUUUCCACAGAGGAUCACUGUCAGAUAGUUCAGCGCUGCCCCAAUCUGGAAACCUUAGAGGUGAGGGAUGUCAUAGGGGAUCGUGGGCUACAAGUUGUUGCAGAGACCUGCAAGAAAUUGCAGAGGCUCAGAGUAGAGAGAGGAGAUGAUGAUCAAGGAGGUCUUGAGGAUGAACAAGGUAGGAUUUCACAGGUUGGGGUGAUGGCUAUAGCCCAAGGCUGCCCUGAGUUGACAUACUGGGCAAUAUAUGUAUCGGACAUUACAAAUGCAGCUCUAGAGGCGGUUGGUACAUGCAGCAGAAAUCUUAAUGAUUUCCGCCUUGUCCUUCUUGAUAGAGAAGCACAUAUAACUGAGUUGCCACUGGACAAUGGGGUUCGUGCUUUGCUUAGAGGUUGCACCAAACUCAGGAGGUUUGCAUUUUAUGUGAGACCUGGGGUCCUAUCUGAUGUUGGUCUUGGCUAUGUUGGAGAAUUUAGCAAGAGCAUUCGAUAUAUGUUGCUUGGCAAUGUUGGUGAAUCUGAUAAUGGAAUUAUACAAUUAUCAAAAGGCUGCCCAAGCUUGCAAAAACUGGAGCUGAGGGGUUGUUUGUUUAGUGAGCAUGCUUUAGCUAUGGCUGCACUAGAGCUCAAGUCACUGAGGUAUCUGUGGGUGCAAGGAUUCAGGUCAUCUCCAACCGGAACUGAUCUUAUGGCAAUGGUACGCCCCUUCUGGAACAUUGAGUAUAUUCUUCCAGACCAAGAUGAACCUUGCCCAGAGUAUAAGAAACAGAUUCUGGCAUACUACUCCCUUGCUGGAAGGAGGACAGAUUGCCCUCCAUCGGUAACUCCACUUUACCCAGCAGUUUGAGCGUAGAUACUUGCUUUUUGCUAGACUGAAUCUCAUGGUACUAAGCUCCAUUGCUCCCACAAUCUGUGAAAUCGAUGGUUCCUGUUGAUGGGGACAUGCAGACGUUCCAUUGCACAUAACCCCAGAGCUAAGCUUUAAGCAGGACGACAGCUCGGAGCUGAGGCUAGCUGAGAACAAUCGUGAAUACCUGAAGGCAGCACUUUGUGGAUCAGAUUGGCCUAGCUGUCCAGUAUGGAAAUGUAAACUUUGCCAUUUUGAAUAGUUUUGGAGAAACAAUUUUGUAAUAAUUUACCCCUGUUUAGUGUACAUUAUUGAUUUUCGUUUAUAUGAUGAUGUUGUAUUGCUUUAUUU